This is a messenger RNA of Oncorhynchus nerka (sockeye salmon), 2464 nucleotides long. RefSeq names its product transient receptor potential cation channel subfamily A member 1-like. The coding region runs from base 1 to 2400 and encodes 799 amino acids. Gene Ontology annotation, cellular component: membrane. Gene Ontology annotation, biological process: transmembrane transport; monoatomic ion transport. The record is from RefSeq and is a predicted model, not a curated record. The transcript is spliced from 21 exons. Gene Ontology annotation, molecular function: protein binding; monoatomic ion channel activity. Lineage: Eukaryota; Metazoa; Chordata; Actinopteri; Salmoniformes; Salmonidae.
AUGUUUGACCAUGUUGGAUUGGCUGAGUACCUCAUUUCAAAGGGUGCAGACAUUAAUUCCAUUGACUGUAAGGGUCAUACGCCACUGCUUCUGGCAACAAGCUGUAGUGCAUGGAAAACAGUGGGCCUUCUUCUUACACAUGGGGCUAAUUUGAAAAUAAAAGACAAAUAUGACUGCAAUUUCCUUCACCUUGCCAUCUUGCAGCCUAAAGGUCUGAAAAACCUUCCUCCAGAAGUCUUACAGUGCAGCAAUGUGAGAGAGCUCCUGGGUGCGGAGGACAAUGAGGGUUGUACUCCCCUGCAUUACGCCUGCAGACUGGGAAUCCCAGAGUCAGUGACGGACAUGCUCGGACUCAACGUCUCACUAGAUCAGAAGUCUAAGCAGAAGAAAUCUGCACUGCAUUUCGCAGCCGAGUAUGGGAGGAUAAACACCUGCCACAGACUCCUGGAGUGGAUGACCUGCACCAGGCUGCUGAACGAGGGAGAUGAGAGUGGGAUGACUCCCCUCCACCUGGCAUCCCGAGGCGGCCAUAUUAAAGUGCUGGAGCUACUGCUGCGGAAAGGAGCUCUGUUCCACAGUGAUUCUAAAGGUUGGACCUGUCUACAUCACGCUGCAGCAGAGGGAUAUACCCAGACCAUGAUCAUACUCCUGCAAUCAAAUAUCAAACUGCUGGACAAAACAGAUGAAGACAUGAACACAGCGUUACAUCUGGCUGCCAGGGAGGGCCAUGCGGCUGCAGUGACACUGCUCCUGGGCAGAGGGGCCCAGAUGACGCUCAACAAGAGUGAUGCCUCCUUCCUCCACGAAGCUGUUCUCAACGGCAGGAAAGACGUUGCCUUCGCUGUCAUCCACAAUGAGAGAUGUGCUGAGGCUAUGCUAUUGUUCGAAGUGAAGUCAACUAAGGGAUGUGUUGUCAUGGACAUGAUAGAGUUCCUGCCUGAGUCAUUCAAACAUCUUUUGGACACUUGUGUGAAGGAGUCAGAUGAUGACGUAAAUAGUUACAACUACUCUAUCGAGUACACUUUCAAAUGGCUCCAAGCUCCCAUUCAUAUCAUUAAGCUUGCAAAAACAGACAAAAGCUACUACUUCCAGCCUCUCACUGCUCUAAACUGCAUGGUGCAAUUUAAUUGCAUAGAGCUUCUGACCCAUCCUGUCUGCAAGAAGUAUCUAGAAAUGAAAUGGAACGCCUAUGGUAUCAAAGUGCAUCUGCUCAAUCUGGCUGUCUACUCACUUGGUCUGGGGCCUCUGACACACAUUAUUCAUACUCUGAAGCCCAUCCUCAACACCAAUGUCACCCAUCCUACAUCACCAUCAUCAUCAGUAAGCAUGGUGACCACCUCCCUUGACAAGCAAUGCUAUCUUAUCACCACCUGCAUGUUCCUGAUUCUUGCCAUGAAUCUGUACACAGUUGGCAAGGAGCUGGUGCAGAUAGUUCAGCAGGGUUCAAAGUACUUCCGUGAUGUGACCAACGCAUUGGACUGGGGUGCUGCCGGCAGUUCUCUGUUGUUUGUGAUCCCUUUACUGAUGGACUUCAAGGAGACAUGGCAUUGGGAGGCUGGGGUAGUGGCAGUUCUUCUAUCCUGGAUCAACUUUCUCCUCUAUUUCCAACGGUUUGAACGUGUUGGGAUCUACGUGGUGAUGUUUUUAGAGAUUGCAAAAACUCUUUUAAGCAUCAUUGUACUGUUCUUCUUCUUGCUGCUUGCAUUUGCAUUGGCUUUCUAUGCCCUGAUACAAGACCAGAAACAUGGAUCAAGCAUGCUGCUAGCAAUCAUGCAAGUAUUUUUCAUGAUGGUUGGAGAACUCAACUACCAAGAAAAUAUCCUGAAGCCAUUUCUGAACGGGAUUCUGCCAUUCCCUUCUUUGACCUAUGCCAUUUUUGUUAUGUUCACCUUCGCUGUGCCCAUUCUCCUCAUGAACCUAAUGAUUGGCUUGGCUGUUGGUGACAUAGCAGAAGUACAGGCGAAUGCUGUGCUGAAGCAAAUGGGAAUGCAGAUUGAGCUUCACACUAGUCUAGAGGAGAAGAUGCCGUACUGGUUAAUGAAGAGGGUUGACCAGGCCUCUCUCACUGAGUACCCUAACAGAGCCUACAGCAGAAAGAGAGAAAUGUUCUAUGCAAUGCUGGGUAUGGGGCAUGAGAGAACCCGUCUCAGCCCCACUUCCCCUCCAUCUACACCUAUGGAACAGGAAAUCCGUAAACAGAAGUACAGGCUGAAGGAGAUGUCUAAUGUUAUCGAGAAGCAGCACAACCUGCUGAAGCUGAUCGUUCAGAAGAUGGAGAUCAGUUCGGAGGUGGAGGAGGAGCAUGAUGGUCCUCAGCUGUUCCAGGGCUACAGGGACAAGUCCCUCCCCUCCCAGAGCAAAUGGAACCCUCUGCUGAGGGCACUGGGAGCUAGGAAGUAACAUCCACCACAUAUAUUAUAAUGGACUGACAAGACAACCCCUGCACAUCACCCAUUCAAUAUUU